GAGAUCAAGCCGUUAAUCCAACGUAAAGACAAGUUCCCGUGCUCUCUAAUUUCCUCUUCUUCUGAUCUCGCAAACAAGAAAUCCCCGGGAAAAGAGAAGCGGCGGGACAAGAUCGCCAGAGAUUCCACGGACGGACCCAAGUAGGACAAUGGAGGGGAGUUUGAGAUUGGGGUUUCUGUUGGUUCUAUGUAUCUUGGCCUUCUUGCGCCCUGCUGCAGCUAUUCGCUUCGUGAUCGAUAGGGAAGAGUGCUUCUCUCAUAAUGUUGAUUAUGAAGGAGAUACAGUUCAUGUAUCCUUUGUUGUGAUCAAGGCAGAGACGCCAUGGCAUUAUACCGAGGAUGGCGUGGAUCUUGUGGUUAGAGAUCCCAAUGGUAAUCAAAUCCAUGAUUCCCGUGACAAGAUCAGCGAUAAGUUUGAAUUCAUAGUUCAUAGGAGAGGCGUUCACCGCUUCUGCUUCACCAAUAAAUCCCCAUACCAUGAAACUGUAGAUUUUGAUGUACUUGUUAGUCACUUUUCGUAUUAUGACCAGCAUGCCAAAGAUGAACAUUUCAGCGCCUUGUUUGAGCAAAUUGCAAAGUUGGAUGAAGCCCUCUACAACAUUCAGUUUGAACAGCACUGGUUGGAGGCCCAAACAGACCGGCAAGCAAUAUUAAACGAGAACAUGAGUAGGAGGGCAGUUCACAAGGCAUUCUUUGAAUCAGCUGCUCUCAUUGCAGCCAGUGUUGUGCAGGUCUACCUACUGCAUCGCCUCUUUGAGCGAAAGCUGGGAACAUCGAGGGUCUAAUUCUCUGAUACUGUCUGGAGGUAGAAAAGCUCAGACGAUACCAAAUCCAAGGAGAUGACACCAAAUUGGUUUCUUGCUAACAUCACACCAUCUGAUUAGGAUACAGUUGGAAGCCAUGUGCAGUCUGGUUGGUCCUAAAUUCUUUUGCUGACUGGAUUUUUUCGUGUUAUGGAUAAUGAUUUCACAAAUAAUGAUUGGCACUACUGCUUGAGCCGAUAAGCAUAACAACUCUGGUAUUCGCAUUUCAAUGUCCAGUUUGGUUGGUACAUGGAGUCACUGACAAUCGAGUUUGGAAUCUCUGACCAAACAUAACAGCCGCCCGUGACACGUAUCAACAUCAAGGAUGAUAACCAAUAAUCUUGAAUUUUUCAGUAAAUUCUGCCUGAAGCACUGUACUUUGUAAAGUUGCAUUUCAGAUAUCAGCACUUGUUCUCUGAAUCAGUUGUAACUUUGUCAGUAAUUUAGUAGCCUGAAGCCCUGUACUUUGUAAAGUUGCAUUUCAGAUACACGAAAUCAGGCAUCAGCAUUUGUUCUUUGAA
This is a messenger RNA of Oryza sativa Japonica Group (Japanese rice), 1323 nucleotides long. NCBI's taxonomy places the organism in Eukaryota, Viridiplantae, Streptophyta, Magnoliopsida, Poales, Poaceae. The record is from RefSeq and is a predicted model, not a curated record.